AUGGUUUGCGCGGGCGCACGAGCGGUCUCGGCCCUCAAGUUCGUGGGCACCAUUUCUCUGGGCUUGUUGACGGGCGUAUCUUACAAUGUCUCUACCGUCUUGCUUCCGACUCUCUUGCAUCUCCCGUCUUCAGCAUCUGCCUCGCAGGCCGUUGCUGCUCUCACAGCCAACCUGCGGGCUCCCCUACUUACCCUGACGUCCCUCUCUUCCGUGCCGCUCUUCCUAGCCUUUAUCCUUUCGCCCCGUCGUUCUCGUCAUCCCUAUCUUUUCUACACGUCCGUUCUCGCUGUCCUGUCGACUGCCGUGCCACGCCUGUUGCCGAAAGCUGUGCCACGCCCUACUGCUGCGCACGAAGCCAAGAAGCCUUCUCCUGCCGCUCGUGCGAAAAUGGAAGCCAGCUACGAAGUUUUGGGCGAUGUCCACAGUGAAGCUGCGAGCGAGGAGGAAGUAGAGGAUGUCAAUGGCGAGGAUGUCAGGAUCCAGGUCGAGUCUCUUACUAGAGGUUACCUAGCACGGACUGGCCUUGCUGCGCUUGGAUUCGCCAUGGCCAUCGUCGGCCUUUGGGGUGAUGGAUCACCCGCAGUAGCAGCAGCAGUCGUCUAUGUCUCAUGA
Molecule: messenger RNA, 612 nt
Organism: Ustilaginoidea virens
Lineage: Eukaryota; Fungi; Ascomycota; Sordariomycetes; Hypocreales; Clavicipitaceae
Exons: 2
Coding region: 1-612 (203 amino acids)
Biological process (GO): autophagy of mitochondrion
Cellular component (GO): mitochondrion
Source: RefSeq, a predicted model, not a curated record